This is a messenger RNA of Tympanuchus pallidicinctus (lesser prairie-chicken), 761 nucleotides long. Its product is annotated as heat shock transcription factor, Y-linked-like. Lineage: Eukaryota; Metazoa; Chordata; Aves; Galliformes; Phasianidae. The transcript is spliced from 2 exons. The coding region runs from base 75 to 761 and encodes 228 amino acids. Gene Ontology annotation, biological process: regulation of DNA-templated transcription. Gene Ontology annotation, molecular function: sequence-specific DNA binding; DNA-binding transcription factor activity. The record is from RefSeq and is a predicted model, not a curated record.
CAGGACGACCCUGGUUGGCCGGGGAGACCGCUGCGGACAGAAAUUUCUGUCAGCGCAAACAGUUGAUAGUUAAGAUGGAGACAUCUUCAUCAGAAACUCCUGGAGUUUCUGUUCCAAAUGCUGGCUUGGCAGACCCGGCUUCUUCUGUCCCGCAAAGACGGGGUAAAAGAACAGCUCGGGAUGCUGCCUUAGGACCGACACGAGAAGAAGACACUUCUCAGGGUUCACAGGAGCAAUCCUGUGCCAAAAGACAACGGCUUGAUCUUUCCACCAAGGGCUCCUGCAAAGCCCAUGACUCGGCCUGCUGCUUUCUAACAAAGCUCCGUAACAUUGUGGACAGCGACUGCUUCCAGUCCAUCUGGUGGGGCGACGAUGAGAACACCAUUGUGAUUGAGGAAACCCUCUUCAAAACAGAAGUGCUGGGAAGGACAGGACCUCUACACAACCUCAGCAUCGGCUGCAUGAAAGCCUUCGUUCGCCAGCUCCACCUGCACGGCUUCUUCAUUGUGGACAGCGAUUUGCCCACAGCUGCCUCUCGGGCAAAAUGCCCAGCAGGCGCAGCCGCGUCUGUUUGCAUUGCUCUGCUACUACAACCCCAGUUUCAAGAAAGAGUACCCAUGUCUGCAGAAAUGGUUCAAGCGGAGCGCUGGCGUACGAAGGAGAGCAUCAGCUGCAUUCCCACCAGAGCUGGAUUUCGAGGAGGGCCCCGUGAGCAGCCCUCCAAACAGACGGCGAGGCCCUGCAGCAUCAGCGGGCAGUGA